UGACUGGCCCGUGGCGCUCAGGUGUCUCCUCCCCAGUCCGGCCCGCAGCGUGCAGCGCCUGCACCAUGCUCUUCUACUCAUUUUUCAAGUCCCUCAUGGGCAAGGAUGUGGUCGUGGAGCGCAAGAAUGACUUGAGCAUCUGUGGAACCCUCCAUUCCGUGGAUCAGUAUCUCAACAUCAAAGUAACUGACAUCAGUGUUACAGAUCCUGAGAAAUAUCCUCACAUGUUGUCAGUGAAGAACUGCUUCAUCCGGGGCUCAGUGGUCCACUAUGUGCAGUUGCCAGCAGAUGAAGUGGACACACAGUUGCUACAGGAUGCAGCAAGGAACGAAGCCCUGCAGCAGAAACAGUGAUGGCUCCUCCUCCCUUUCCCCUCCCUUGUCCAUUGGUGACCCUAACUUCAUGCCGCAGAUAGGGAGCCUUCCCCCCACACUUAAGAUUUUUUUGUGUGAUUUUUUUAUUUUUUUUUCUAACUAAGAGAUUUGGUGAUGAGAGGAAUAAGAGUAUAAUAAUGGGAGUAACUAUCCCCCCUCUUAAGGAGGAUAAAAAGACUGGGGAACAGAGCCUUCCCAAUACUCAGCACCUGCCUUUCACACUCUGUGGAUUUGGGAACCUCGUGUCUUUCUAGG
Perognathus longimembris pacificus (Pacific pocket mouse) is the source of this 629-nucleotide messenger RNA. RefSeq names its product U6 snRNA-associated Sm-like protein LSm2. Gene Ontology annotation, cellular component: catalytic step 2 spliceosome; precatalytic spliceosome; P-body. Lineage: Eukaryota; Metazoa; Chordata; Mammalia; Rodentia; Heteromyidae. Gene Ontology annotation, molecular function: RNA binding. The coding region runs from base 66 to 353 and encodes 95 amino acids. Gene Ontology annotation, biological process: mRNA splicing, via spliceosome. The transcript has a single exon. The record is from RefSeq and is a predicted model, not a curated record.